AUGGUGAUGUUUAUGACAGAAAUUAUAAAAUCCAAUGAACACAAAGUUGCCAUUGAAAAAUCAAAAGUUGCAUCAAUACAAAUUGUAACAACAAAAGCUACUCGGGACUCAGGUUAUGAUGAUAAUUAUGAUCAAUUAGAUCAACAACAACAACAAGUUGACCAAGAAGAAACAUCAUUUAUAGAACAAAGUAUUACAAUUAAAGAUGAAAUGUUGCCAGUUACAGAUGAUUCAAUUGAUUUUGACAAAAUGAAUAACUCGAAAGAUCACUCAAUUGGACUAGAAACGAAGUCAAAUGAAGUUUCCAAUUUAUUUAAUGGUAAUAAUCAAAGUUGCUCGAAUGAAGUCAUUGAAAUUGUUGAUCAUCAAAAAAACACAAGAAUUCGUACUGGAUCACUUGCUCCUAAAAAAUAUAGUUUUCAUACUGAAGAAGAUGAUGAUCUAAGCUCUACCACAGACGAAAAUUACCUUGAUGAUGAUGAUGAUAAUAGCGCAAAUCAAGAUAAUAAUCUUGAAGAUAAAAUUAGAGUAACAUCUGGUAUUUCUUUCGAAGAAAAAACACGUGUAGUUAAAUUGGCAAUAGAACAUCCAAAUUGGCCUAUAAAUAUGUUGAAAGAACAAAGUCGAUAUAAAAAAAUUCGACAGCGCAGUCAAGUUGAAAGGUGGAAGAAACAGAUUCAACAAGGAGGAUCUAUUCGUGACAGAAUGAAUUUUGUCAAUAACUGGAUGGAACAAUUUGAUAAACAUCAGCUUGUGACAACUGAUCAAGAAUUGUUUACUGACUCAUUUAAUUUUUGUUGGGAACUUUUGAAAAGUAAAGAAUAUUAUCUCAGUGAACGUGAGACCGAUAUAUUUUCAAAGAUGUCAUCAAAUUAUGGUCAAGACAUGUAUGAUGCCAUGAUGAUAAUUAUCAACAAAAUUAUGAAAUUCAAUGAACACAAAUCAAAAGUUGACUCAAUAAAAAUUGUAACAGCAGAAGCCACUUGUGAUUCAGGUUAUGAUGAUAAUUGUGAUCAAUUGGAUCAACAACAAAAACAACAGCAAGAUGACAAAGUGAACGUUAACAUUGACAACAGUCAUGACAAGAUGAUAUUAGAAAAAAGGAAAAUACCAGUUGAUGAAAUUCAUUCCAAGAAGAUGUUCAAAGAAGAAAAAAAACGUGUAGUCAAAUUGGCAACAGAAAAUCCAACUUGGUCAUUACAUAUGUUGAGAGAACACAGUGGAUGUAAAAAUAUUGAUGGCCGCCGUCAAGUUGAAAGAUGGAAAAAACAGGUUCAACGAGGAGGUACUACUCGUGAAAUAAUGAAUCGUAUGGAACAAUUUGAUAAACAUCAGCUUCUGACAACUGAUCAAGAAUUGUUUACUGAUUCAUUUAAUUUUUGUUGGGAACUUUUGAAAAGUAAAGAAUAUUAUCUCAGUGAACGUGAGACCGAUAUAUUUUCAAAGAUGUCAUUAAAUUAUGGUCAGGACAUAUAUGAUGCCAUGAUGAUAAUUAUAAACAAAAUUAUAAAAUCCAAUGAACACAAAGUUGCAGUUGAAGAAUCAAAAGUUGGAUCAAUAAAAAUUGUAACAGCAGAAGCUACUCGUGACUCAGGUUAUGAUGAUAAUUGUGAUCAAUUGGAUCAACAACAACAACAACAGCAAGUUGACAAAGUUGACAGUCAAGAAAAAAUGAUAUUAAAGAAAAGAAAAUCAUCAGUUGAUGAAAUUCAUGUCAAGAAGAUGUUCAAAGACGAUAACAAUAAAAAUAACUAUGAUGAUUCAAAUAAUGCUGAAAACAUACAAAUUACUUUUACAAAUGAAAACUCAAUUGACAAAUUACAUAUGGUUGAUUUAAUUGAAAAGGAAGAAAAAUUAUUUUUAGAAGAAAGUAUAACUAUUAAAGAUGAAAUGUUGCCAGUUACAGAUGAUUCAAUUGAUGUUGAUAAAACAAACAACUCGGACAAUCAGUCAAUUGGAUUGAAAAGAAAGUCAAAUGAAAUUUUCAAUUUUUUGAAAGAAUCCAAUCCUUUGAAAGAUAAUAAUCAAAGAUGCUCGAAUAAGGCCAUUGAAAAUGUUGAACAUCAAAAAAACACAAGAACUCGUACUGAAUCACUUGCUUCUGAAAAAACUAGUUUCAAUACAAGAGAAAAUGAUGAACUAAGUUCCACCACAGACGAAAAAAAAGCACGUGUAGUUAAAUUGGCAACAGAAAAUCCAAAUUGGUCAUUAAGUUGGUUAAGAAGACGCAGUGGAUGUGAAGAUAUUAAACAACGCAGUCGAGUUGAAGAGUGGAAAAAACAGGAAGAAGAAUCAUUUACAAAACAAAAUAUAACUAUUAAAGAUGAAAUGUUGCCAGUUACAGAUGAUUCAAUGGAUGUUGACGAAAUGAAUCACUCGAAUGAUCACUCAACUGGACUAGAAAUAAACUCAUAUGAAAUUUCCAAUUCAUUUAAUUCUUUUAAAGAUAAUAAUCAAAGUUGCUCAAAUAAAAGCAUUGAAAAUGCUGAUCAUCAAAGAAAAACAAGAAUUAGUACUGGAUCACUUGCUCCUAAAAAAUAUAAAAAAACACGUGUAGUUAGAUUGGCAAUAGAAAAUCCAACUUGGUCAUUAGAUAUGUUGAGAAGACACAGUGGAUGUAAAAUUAUUAAACAACGUCUGCAAAUUGAAAUGUGGAAAAAACAGAUUGAACGAGGAGGAACUCGUCGUCAGAAGAUAAAUCUUAUAAAUAACUGGGACAAAAAAUUAUUUACAAAAGAUAAUAUAACCACUAAAGAUGAAAUCGUGUCAGAUGAUUUAAUUGAUGUUAAUAAUAAUCAAAGUCUCUCGAAUGAAGGCAUUGAACAUCAAAGAAACACAAGAAUUCGUACUGGAUCACUUGCUCCUAAAAAAUAUAGUUUUCAUACUGAAGAAGAUGAUGAUCUAAGCUCUACCGUGAGUAAUCUUGCUUAA
Molecule: messenger RNA, 2931 nt
Organism: Aphidius gifuensis
Lineage: Eukaryota; Metazoa; Arthropoda; Insecta; Hymenoptera; Braconidae
Exons: 11
Coding region: 1-2931 (976 amino acids)
Source: RefSeq, a predicted model, not a curated record